Messenger RNA from Plasmodium cynomolgi strain B, 539 nucleotides. RefSeq names its product biotin--[acetyl-CoA-carboxylase] synthetase. The annotation marks the transcript as partial. Gene Ontology annotation, molecular function: biotin--[biotin carboxyl-carrier protein] ligase activity. Gene Ontology annotation, biological process: protein modification process. NCBI's taxonomy places the organism in Eukaryota, Apicomplexa, Aconoidasida, Haemosporida, Plasmodiidae. The record is from RefSeq and is a predicted model, not a curated record. Gene Ontology annotation, cellular component: cytoplasm. The transcript has a single exon.
UGAGCAAAACGUUGGAGCAAUUCCAUUUGGUAACACAGAUCAAAUGGAUUAAUGAUGUGCUAGUAAACGAAAAAAAAAUAUCCGGAUGUCUUGUGAACUUAUACUACCUGGAUGACUUUCCCUCGUUGCUAAACCGUUACGUAUGUGUGAUGAUUGGCAUAGGCAUUAACUUAACCCUAAGAGAUAAGAAUAACCUCCUGGGUAAUAACUACACUUGCGUGGAGAAGGAACUACAACGAGAUUUUAACAGCUUGUAUUUAAUGCCAUCAGUAGAGGAGGUCACGGAAAAGCUGAUCAACAAUUUGAAUGCAGUAUUGACCCAACUGAGAGAGGAGGGAUUUUCUUGCUUCCUGGAUUACAUAACACCGAGGCUUUUGUACAAAGACAGGAACGUCCUGGUCGAUACAGAUCACGAGUUGAUUGAUGGGCACCUCCAAGGGUUGCUCCACGACGGCUCUCUCCUACUCCUGCGGGGCAAGAACGAGCUCGUCCGCGUGAACACGGGGCACCUGCGCCUCUUCGAUGGCCGCACCGGCUGA